This is a messenger RNA of Marchantia polymorpha subsp. ruderalis, 1491 nucleotides long. The record is from the annotation of a GenBank genome assembly. Lineage: Eukaryota; Viridiplantae; Streptophyta; Marchantiopsida; Marchantiales; Marchantiaceae.
AAUUGGUGAUCUGUGGAUCUUCUCACUGCCAUUGCUGAAUCUGAAAAGCUGAAAAAUACAAGUUCGAGCUGUUUUCCCGCCUGUUGUGCUUGCAUACACGAAAGUGCUGGAGAAGCUAAACAAAUGGCAAUUCAACAAUCUUCAGUCGUGGGCCUCUUCAUCCUGCUCGUAGUUCAGGCUGCUCAAGACGUUCCAGGUGUCUCUGCUCGCAGUCUGUUCAAUACGUCUUCUACGUCUCUAGUUUCUGGGCUUAAAAAUCCUCUGAAGGCACCCUCUCCUAGUACUCCAGAACAUCCGAGUCCUCCUGGUAUUUUGUCUAGUAUCACCAAUGCUCUUAAGGCACCUCCUAUGCCACCAUUGGGAUCUCCUAGUGUUCCUGCUUUGAACAUUCCUGGUGCGGGUAAUAUCGUCUCUGGAAUCACGGCAGGUCUGAAGGCACCGCUUCCUUCUCCCAAGAUACCUGGUGUGGCUGAUAUCGCCUCUGGCAUUACCGCAGGUCUGAUGGCCCCCCUUCCGUCUCCCAAGAUACCUGGUGCGGGUGAUAUUGUCUCUGGAAUUACCGCAGGUCUGAAGGCCCCCCUUCCUUCUGUCGAAUUACCUGGUGCGGGUGACUUAACCUCUGGAAUUUCCUCCGCUCUCAAGGCACCCCCGCUCGGUGGCCUUGGAGGACUUCUACCAACAGGAUCCUCGAGCUCGACGGCCCAAGAUGCAGCAGGGCUGACAAUUUCUGAAUCGGUGUCCAUCAGCUCUCCAGGAUUGGGUUCCACUGCUGUCACUGCCACCACUGUGAUUCCUCCUUUGGACAAAAUCCGCACUCCAGACUUGAAGGGAAUCUUCUCUGGACUCUUGCCCAAAAGCUCCCCCCCACCCCCUCCGCCUUCUCAGCCCUCAUCGGCUUCGUUGUUCCCUGGACUCCACUAGAGCAUAUCAAUGGAGUAUCUAUGAGUUCAUACACAUGAUCUAUACUUCAAAGAUUUCUCAUUAUAAGCGGAGUCCGCUAGCUGGAGUCCCGCUUGAAGAGCGACACGACCAUAAAUUUCAGAUCUGCGCACGUAACCAAGCAUUCUCGUGACAAUGCUUGGCAACAUUCUCACGUGGUCAGUGGCUUUGAGCAUCUCGGUAAAAGUUAGUCUCAAAACAUACUACUGGAUCAGAUCGAAAAAACGUCAGGAGUCGACUAAUGAGUCGCAUCAGACACAGGAAUUGCAUAAUUGGAUGUAGAGGACACAACCUGCUACAUUUCAAGCUCAAUAACGUUCGAUGGAUUCGUGCACGGAGUGGAAGUUAGAUGAACGCGGCAGCUUUGAAAGAAAUUGGAUCCAGCUGCCAAUUUACCAACGAUCUACCACAAAGUUGUCGAAUGGAAUAAUGCUUCCAGAUGAAUAAAUAUGUACGAUAUCUCUUGAGAAGUAUCAGUUGGUUUUACCCCUCGCAUCACAUUCCUCUGUAUUUUCCCCAAUCUUCAACCUGUUCUCAGAUUCCAACUUAUUU